CCGGGAUGCUGGGCGCGAUCGCGGAGUGGUGCCGCGAGCACAAGCUGCGGGCCAUCGGCGGGGUGUGGCUCACCGGCAUGGGCGCGUCCAUGGCGUACAACGCCACGCAGACGAGCCUCUCGCCGUCCGUGAAGGUGAUUCACAGCCGCAUAUACGCCCAGGCCUUGACGCUGACCUGCCUGCUGGGAAGCGCCGCCGCCGAGUGGUACGACGUGAAGUACAACAACAGGCGGGUGGUGGACGACGAUCCGUACGUGUACAAGCCGCCGCAGGGGACGAGAACCGCGCCGGUGGGGCGGUAGACGUACCGGCGCCGGACUCGACUCUUUUUGUAAGUUUAGUUUUAGAGGGCGGAACCCGCUGGCAGUGUUGUUGAUCGCAUAGCAGACGCGUAGACCUC
Micromonas commoda is the source of this 400-nucleotide messenger RNA. RefSeq lists its product with no specific name. Gene Ontology annotation, cellular component: mitochondrial inner membrane. Gene Ontology annotation, biological process: mitochondrial respiratory chain complex IV assembly. The record is from RefSeq and is a predicted model, not a curated record. Bases 6 to 302 code for a protein of 98 amino acids. The transcript has a single exon. Lineage: Eukaryota; Viridiplantae; Chlorophyta; Mamiellophyceae; Mamiellales; Mamiellaceae.